Neocloeon triangulifer is the source of this 2925-nucleotide messenger RNA. RefSeq names its product squamous cell carcinoma antigen recognized by T-cells 3-like. Bases 52 to 2730 code for a protein of 892 amino acids. The record is from RefSeq and is a predicted model, not a curated record. NCBI's taxonomy places the organism in Eukaryota, Metazoa, Arthropoda, Insecta, Ephemeroptera, Baetidae. The transcript has 13 exons. Gene Ontology annotation, molecular function: RNA binding; protein binding. Gene Ontology annotation, biological process: RNA processing.
GAGAUCGCUUGUAAACAGAAAACAAAACUUUCUUGUUUUCCUCUGAGCAACAUGUCUGACAGCGACGAGGAGAUGGACCAAGAAAACCCGCAAAACGCGGGUACUACUGAGGAUGAAAUGGAUCGCGAGAGCGAGGAUAGCAGCAGCGAAGACGACGAAUUCGAAAAGCAGGACAGGAUGGUCGCCGAGUUGAAGAAGGGCAUUUCCAAGAAUUCCUUCAAUUACGACCUGCACGUACAGCUGAUAGACAUGCUGCAGAAAAUGGGCGAACUGGAUAAGCUUCGUGAGGCUCGCGAGCAGAUGAGCAAAAUAUUUCCUCUCACUGAAGAUCUGUGGCUCUCAUGGCUGCGGGACGAGAUUAAGUUGGUGGCUAGCGAGGCUGACAGACAGAAAGUCACCCAACUCUUUGAAAGGGCAGUCAAGGACUAUCUUUCUGUUGAAAUAUGGUUGGAGUGGGCGCAGUUCAACAUCGGAGCUAUGGCCAAAGAGGGAGGUCUGGAAGCGGUUCGAGCCCUUUUUGACAGGGCCCUGACCGCUGUGGGUUUACACACAAGCAAGGGUGCCAUGCUGUGGGAAGCGUAUCGUGAAUUCGAGGCCAUCAUUCUGGGCAGCUUUGAGCCUCAGCCAGGCAGUGUGCCUUCGACAGAGCAGAUGGAGCGGCAGAGAGCUCAGCGUGAACGGAUCCAGAAUUUGUUCAAGAGACAGUUGUCAGUGCCCUUGCUGGACAUGGAGGCCACCAGGGAGGAGCUCAGAGACUGGGCCAUUGCUGACGAGGAGGCCACUGCACUCUACGGCUAUGAAAAGGCACUGGCAAAAUUGAAGCAGCUCUCACCCUUUGAGGAAAAUCUGCUGAAGAAGGUUGGGGACGAUCUAUUAGCUGAGUACAGGGCGUAUAUUAAUCAUGAGAAACAUGAACCAGCCAGAGUUCAGAUUUUGUAUGAAAGAGCUGUGUCUCAGUUUGCUCUGAAUGCAGAUCUCUGGCUAGAAUACAUCAAAUACAUAGAGACAACUCUCAGAAUAAAAGAAGUGACUCUCCCUGUGAUAGAGAGAGCCUUGAGGAAUGUGCCCUGGGAUGGUCGCUUGUGGGUUGCAUCUCUGCGGGCUGGGGAGCGUUAUGGUCGAGAACACCUGGACAUGCAGUCAAGUCUCGAGACUGCCUUGGUGGCCGGUCUUAGCUCAGCCGAGGACUACAGAUCCGUUUGGGAGGCUUACCUAGACUACCUCAGACGCAGAGUGCCCUGGGACGAUCGGGAGCAGAAAGAUCUCAUUAAAACUAGAGUAGAUGAAAUUCGUCACUGUAGCACAAGAGCGUGCGAACACCUGGCCGAGAUGUUUGGAGUGGAUGGUGACCCUCAAUGCAGCAUCCUGAGGGCAUGGGCGCGUUGUGAAGCCGCGAGGGUCGGAAACCUAGAAAAGUCGAGAAAACUUUGGACUGACAUCAUGUCCAUAGACCACAUGAACCAUGCAGCAGCUUAUUGGCUUGAAUACAUUCACAUGGAAAGGGCGUGUGGAGAUGAAAAACAUUUGAGAAAACUAUUUGCCCGCGCCUUGAAUUCUGCAAAGGACUGGCCCGAAGGUAUUGCAGAGGCUUGGGUCUCGUAUGAAAGGGAACAAGGGUGUCUGGAGUCGUUUGAAUUUUGCUUGGAAAAAGUUGAUGAGAGAAUGGAGCGACUGAAAAUUCAAAGAGCAAAGGAGCGAGAGAAGUUGGAUGCCAGAUCACAAAGGGACAAUAAACUGAAGAGAAAAAGGGAUAAAGAUCAACCACAGCACAAACAGCAGCACACCAAGGUGGAGUUCAAAAAGCCUGAGCCUGAAUUUAAAAAGCCUUCACCUUUCAUUGCCCCUAAAUCUGGCAAGUCCAAAGUUGCUCCCCCUCCUGGCUACAAACCUGAAGAUAGGGAUAGCCCUGAGGAUAAGAAAUCAAAAGCCUCCUUUGAUGUCAAUAAUAUUAUCAACAAGCCUGUUGAGCAUGAUUCGAGCAAAGACAAUCGCACAGUUUUCAUCAGCAAUUUGAGUUUUGACGCAAGUGAGGACGACAUCAAAACCCUUUUGGGCACCGGUGUAGUGGAAGUGAGAUUGGCUCGAGACUUCAAGGGUCGGUCAAAGGGCUUUGGCUAUGUUGAGUUCAAAUGCCCAGAGGAUGCUGGAGAGGCCCUUUUAAAAGACCGAGAGAUGGUGGCUGGCCGACCGGUUUUCAUCUCAAAGUGUGACCCUGACAAUAUGACUAGACAGAAGCAGUUCCGUUACAGUCAGGGCAUGGAGAAGAACAAACUCUUCAUCAAAGGUCUGCCGUUUACUUCAACAAAGGAGGAUUUAGAAAAACGUUUUAGUGAAUUCGGCGCCCUGAAAGACGUCCGACUUGUUACCUACAGAAACGGCCACUUCAAGGGUCUAGCAUAUGUGGAAUUUGAGGAUGAGACAGCAGCAGCUCAUGCACUCCUGAAGACUGACGGCCUCGAGCUGGAAGGCAAACCAAUUAGUGUUGCCAUCAGCAGGCCGCCAGAAAGGAAACAGACCUCAUUGAUGGACGUGCCGAGUUUGGGCGGCCGGCCAAGAGACGCAAGUCGACCUCAGAGAUCAUCUGACGGUUUCAUGCCCAGAGCACUUAGACUUGCAGUACCGUCAACCUCAGGAAACACUGAGGCUGCGACACCUACCAAUGGCGCCGCCAAGCCUGCGGAGAAAAAGACUAACGACUUCUUCCGCUCGAUGUUUGCCGGUGGAAAGUGAUUCGUUACUAAAGCUGGACGUUUUCUUAAAAGCCUAGCAAAGGAGAAAAAAUGCUUUGCUUUUUAUAAUUUGUUUUCAAAUCAAAUUGUAGCAUUUUGAUGUUGGUUAUGUGCGCAUGAAAUGGAUAUGCAAAGUUGUACAUGAAUAUAUUAUUACCUGUAAAAUCAAUAUUAAAGUGAUAGUUCUCUGAUUUAA